AUCUUAACAAAUGUUUAGACGUGGGCUGAAGUUGCGUUGUGCUUGACGAUUUCGACCCUGCAUAAGCAGAAUUGUGAAACGGCUGCGACAGCGGCAUUAGAUAAGGACCUGCUUCAUACUAUUGUAGCUGUUGCUUUAAUAGAAGUUCCAGUCGCACUUGCCCUUACUUCGAGCGCCAUGCGGCCUGCCGAGCGGGUAGGCGCCUGGCAGGGCAUGAAGGCAGGAGGCUUUUAAGGAGUGUAAGAUUUGAAGCGGAGCCGCGAGCUUUGGAGCUGAGCUGAGCGUUGCAAAGGACCAAAAUGGCCCUACCUCCGCUGCAAAAGUCCCACUCCAUUAGCCGUGAGGCUCUGGCCGCGGCAGCAGAGCUGGAUGUUGUGCUGGAGGAGAACCCGGGCCUGCUGGCUGUGGUAUCGGACAUGCUGCGACCCGAGUCACUGCCGGCGGGCUGGGAGGCGCGCUUCGACGCGGAGAAGGGGCGGCGCGAGUACGUGCACGCGGGCCGCGGCGAGGUGCAGUUCACGCACCCGCUGGCCGCCUACUACCGCGGCGCCGCCUUUAUGGAGGCGGGCGGCUACAGCCGGCUGCAGGCGGCGGAGGCGGAGCAGCCGCCCGCGCCGCAGGAGGUGACUGAGAUGUGUGCCUACCUGGGUGUGGGCGGCGGCGAGGACCCCUACGUGGUGGAGGUGGCGCGCAUGGCCAUAUCCGCGCCGCUGCCGCCCGGCUGGGAGGAGGGCGAGGACGAGGCCGGAAACCCCCUGUUCACCAACUCGGAGACGGGCGAGGCGCUGCCCUCCCACCCGCUGGACCCGUACUUCCUGGAGCUCAUUGCGCGGAGGAGGAAGGAGCUGCUGAUCCGCACGGACGGCGUGGGCAUCCGCUCCGCCAUCGCCGCCAAGCGCCUGGCCGCCAUGGGCAUGCCGGGCGUGUCCGUGCCGCCCGAGCUGCAGGAUGACGAGGAGGGACUCAUCUCCGGCGGCGUGGACGACGACGACGGCGGCGAGGGCGGCGAUGAGGAGCCGUACGACCCGCCGGUGGUGGUGGUGGCGCCCGCUGACAUGGAUGACGACGCCGAUGACGACGGUGGUGGUCCGGAGGUUGCGGCCAUACACGCGGAGGGCUUUGGGGCGCUGGUCACCAUCAACGAGGAUGAGGACGAGGGCAAGGACGACGAGGACGGGCCGCUGGUGCUGCCGCCGCCCGCCUUUGCCGGCGACGUCGAAAAGCAGGACGAGGAUCAGGAGCAGCAGCAGCAGCAGCAGCAGGGUGGGGCCGCCAGCGGCUCCCGCCGGGCCUCCAGCGCCGCCAGUGGCGGAAGCGAUCCGCAGCUGCCCAGCCUGUCCGCCGGCAUUGCCGACGUGGCCGCGCUGAGGUCAGCCGCCGAGGCUGAGGAGGCGGCCGCCGCCGCCGCCGCCGCCGCCUCUGACGACAAGCCGCACUGGGCGGCGGAUGAUGAUGAGGAAGAGGAGGGAGCUGGGGCCGGGGGCGUGCGGGGGGCGGGCGGGGGCAAGAAGAGCAGCGCGCUUGUGUUUGGGCACGCGAGCAGCAUGGGCAGCCACGUGAGCGGCCGCACCGAGGCCAUUGACCUGCCGCCCGAGCUGGCGUGGAUGAUGGGGGAUCCGCCCACACGGCCCGCCACCGAGCAGCAGCGCAAGAAUAAGAACAACAACAACAAGGGGAGCGAGGAGGAGGAGGAAGAUGGGGAUGGAAAUGAGGAGCAGGAGAAGGAGCAGGAGGGCAGGGAGGUGCGGAAGGGCGAGGGGGAUGAGGCGGCGGUGGACCAGGGGACUGUGGACCUGGGCGGUGGGUUGAGGCAGCAGCAGCAGCGGCAGCAGCAGGAGCGGGAUGAGACGGCGCGGCUGGUGCUGGGCGGCGGCCCGGGCGGCGUGUCCAGCAGGUCCCACAAGUCGGUGCGGACGGGUAAGGCCGCGGAGGAGCAGGCGGGUGAGAAGGAAGAAGAGGAGGAAGACGGCUACGAGGACGACUUUGAGUCCUACACCGAUGACUUCGCCUCCUACACCUCCUCCGUCUCCCACAUCGAGCGCUCGCGCUCCCAGGGCGCCCCACACAGCCGCCAGCACAGCGCCAGGAGCGGCCGCAGCCGCCACUCCGUCACCGCCCCCAACAGCCGCAAAGACCUGCAGCCCGCGUCAGCAGGCGCGGCCGCCGCCGCCGCAGGCGAUGGCGACCAGGGCCUGGGGCCGGACGGGCGGCUACGGGCAGUGGCGGAGGAGGAGGGCGACGAGGAGCAGGAGGAGCAGCAGGAGCGGGGGCGCGCUGCCGCCGCCGCGGCGUCGCGGGCGGCGAGUGCGCGGCAGCCCAGCCCGCCGGCCUUCCCGCAGCCGGACAGAGUGGCGCCGCGUCGGUCCCCUGGUGCCAGCGCCGCCAGCGCCCGCGGCGGCCGCCGGGCCGAAGGCGAGGAGGAGGAGGGGCAGCAGCGGCAACAGGAGGGGCGGCAGGAGCAGGAGCAUGAGGAGCAGGAGCAGGCGGAGCAGGAGCAGGAGGAGGAGUUGGGGCGCGGCGGCGCGCUGCACGUGCCGCCUGGGGGGCCCAGCUACAGCCAACAGGCCAGCCACAAGAGCCACGCCAGCGGCAGCUACAGCCGGAGCCGGGCGCCGUCGUCGCAGCAGCCGCGGCCGCCGUCGGCGUCGCCGCCGCGCGACGCCAGCCCGCCGCGCUCGCGUCGCUACACGGACGAAGACGUCGGCGGUCUGUCGCAGCGGCAGCACUCGCCCGCCAUGCCGGAGGCGGGCGUGACGUUCGAGGAAGAGGCGGUGGAGGGUUUGUAUGAGAGUGAGGAGGAGGAGGCGGCGGCGGUGCCGGAGCCUCGAUCCAGGCAGCCGUCGCGCAAAAACCGGAUGCUGGAUCUGGACCGCCUGCCUUCCACCUUCUCGCUGACGCCGCAGUACGGCAAGACCGGCGGUGGCAAAAGUAAAAGUGGCAAGGGCGGGCCCUGGGGCCGCGACCUGCGGCGCGUGCGGUCGUUCAGCGAGAUCGAAACCGGGCGGUUACGAAAGCAGUUGGACAUGUUGGCGGCGGCGGGCGCGCAUCAGGGUGCCGCCGGUGUUGCGGGCUGGAAGACGCCCGCUGGAGGGCUGAGCCUGGCGGCGGCGGCGGCGGCGGCGGCGGCGGCGGCGGCGGGCGGCGGCGGCGGCGCUGGCGGCGGCGGGGCGGGCGAUAAGGGGCCGGCGCGGGAGCGCAUUCGUGUGGCGUUGCGCUCUCGGCCGCUGCAGAAGCGGGGGGAGAUAUCGGCUUGGGUGGUUGACCCCGGAACGCUGGCUGAGGGCCGGCGCGGCGAGUUCAUCCCCUACCGCAACUCCAAACUGACGCGACUGCUGCAGCCGUGCCUGGGAGGAAACGCCAAGACCGCAAUCAUCGCCGUCGUCAACCCCUCCAGUGAGCAAAUCGACGAGACCUUCAACACCCUCAACUUCGCCACCCGGACCAUGGCGGUGGUCAACCAGGUGUCAGUGAACGAGUACGUGCGCGGCAGUGGGGCGGUGGGCGGGGCGCUCAGCGGCGCGGCCGCGGCAGCGCUGCAGAAGCAGGUGGUUGCGCUCAAGGCCGAGCUGGCGGCGGCCAAGCGCAACAGCGGCGGCGGCGGCGGCGGCGGCGGCGGCGGCGUCCUGCCGGACAGUGUGUUGGCUGAGCGGCUGAGUCGGUUGGAGCUGGACAAGGCGCAGCUGCUGGACCGACUGGAGGCCAUCACCGGCAAGCCCGUGGGCGACGUGUACGACGACUUGCCGCCCACACCCCCCGACCUGCACCUGCCCGCCGCACGCCCCCAAUCCCACGCCGCCCGCCCCGCCGCCGCCGCCGCCUCCUCCUCCUCCAACGCCCGCGACGCCGCCGGCCCCGCCGCCGCCGCGCUCCGCUCAAUCGCGCGUGUUGCCUUCAUGGGCCGCGGCGGCGGCGCGCCACGUAGCACCGAGCAGGUUCCUCCGGAGGAGGUGGUGGUGGCGGUGCGGGAGAUGCGGGCGGAACGCGACGAGCUGCGGCGGCGCGACGCAGGGCUGCGGGGGCAGCUGGAGGCGGCGCGUGAUCGGCUGGGGGUGCUGGAGCCGGUGGCGGAGCUGGGCAAUGCGGUGGCGGAGGCUGUGGCGGUGUUGGAGGGGCUGAUGGGGCCGUCACCGCUCGCGGACCCCAACAGCGGCGACGCGGCGGCGGCGGCGGCGGCGGCCAACCACGCGGCGCGCCUUGCGGAGAACGUGGCGGCGGUGGUGCUGAUGCACAACGAGCUGUCUUCGCUGCAGCGGCAGCUAGUCACGUCCGAGGCCACGGCGGCGGUGGCGGCGCGGCGGGCGGACGCGGCGGAGGCGGCCAUGCAGCGGCUGGCGGCGGCGGCGGCGGGCGAGUGGGCGGCGCGGGAGGCGGAGGCGGCGCAGGGCGAGGAGGAGGGCGAGGGCGGCGCAGACAGCGAGGCGCGCAAGGCGGCGGCGGAGCUUAAAGUCCUGACGGAGCAGCUGAACCACCAGUUGGGGGCGCUGAGGGAGGAGCUGGAGGUCACAAAGGACGAGUUGGCCCAGUGGCGGGGGCUGGCGGGUCUGCCGCCCGAGGUGGCGGGCGCCGCCGAGGACGCCGUGGCUGCCGCACUCGCAGGCGCCCUGGACAGCUCCGGAGGCGGCGGCGGCGGCGGCGGAGCCGACGGCAUGGGAGGCGGCAUGGGCGGCGGCGUGGGCGGCGGAGCUGACACCACGCCUGGUGGGCUGCUGCUGACUCCGGCGUCGUUGAACGUGGGGUCGUUCGCGAUCAAGCGGGCGCGGGAGGCGCUGGCCAAGGUGGCCAGUCUGGAGGCGCGGGCGCUUGCGGCGGAGGGCGAGCGGGAGGAGCUCAGGGAGCGGCUGCAGGGCCUGGAGGAGGCGGUGGCGGCGGUGCCGGGCGGGAGGGCCAUGCUGCCGCCCGUCCGGGCCGCUGCGGGUGUGGGUGGCGCCUCCGCGUCUGGGGAGGGCCCUCCCGGCUCCGCCGACGGCUCCCGACCCGCCGCCGCCGCCGCCGCCGCCGCCGCCUCCUUCUCCGCGGGCCCCGGCGGCGCGGCGCGGGCGGAGCAGCUGCGUCAGCACGUGGCCAGCCUCAGUCGUGAGGUGGCGGCGCUCACGCGGGAGCGCGACAGCCUGCUGGCCAUUGUGCUCAAGAUGCAGGGCCCCGCCGCCGCGGGCGCCAUCGGCGCUCUGGCGCACUCGCUCAACGGCAUCACGGCCGGCUCCUCCUUCAGCUCCGUGCCGGUGGCGGCGGGCGGCGGGCUCGGCGCGGCGGGCGGCCUCAUCGGGCUGCAGUCCAUAGGCGGCGGCGGAGGCGGCGGAGGCGGCGGCGGCAGCCGGCCGGGCAAGCCGGGGCGGUCGGGCUUGGCGGCCGCGCGCAAGGGCAGCCCCAGCAAGCUACGGCCCCGCGGCAGCUCCGACAGCGGCCUGCCACUGCCUCGCCCCGACUUCAACAGCCGCGAUGUGCCGCUGGAGGCCAAACACCGCGUGGCCCGCAUCCGCGACCGCGCCACCAAGCUGGACUCGGCGGAGCGGCUGCCCGGCAUGCCGCCCGUGCCCGAGCCCGUGCUGGCAGGUGCCCGCGACGCCGAACUGUUUGCGCUCAAACGCAAGCUGGUGGCGGCGGAGAAGGCGCGCACCGAGGCAACCGCCAAGGCGCAGGCGGAGAUGCGGGCCAUGCAGAUGGCCCUGGCUGCCGCCAAUAAGGAGGUCAAGGACUUCAGCCGGGCACAGGCAGCACAGAUGAGGCAAGUGGAGGUGGCCCACGAUGAGGAGCUGGCGGCGGCUCGCGGCGAGGCGGCGGGGCUGGUCCGCAGCCUGAUGGACGAGAACGCCCGACUGCGCCUGGCCCUGGCCACUGCAGGCGGCGGGGGCGGAGGAGGUGGCGGCGGCGGAGGGGGGCAGCAGUUGCCGGGCUCGCCAGGGAGUGGAGCGGCAGGAGGAGGCGGGCACCGUGCCUCGGCGGCGGGGAGCGUGGGCAGCGCCGGAGGAGGAGGAGGCGGAGGAGGUGGAUUUGGUCUGAGCUCCAUCCUGGCGGGUAUGGGUGGCGUGGACUUCCAGCUCAAGAGCCUGGGUGGCUUCGGGGGAGGAGGAGGCGGCAGCGGCGCCGGCUCGUCUGCCAACUCCAGUCCCGCGCACAACGGCAACGGGGCCGCGGGCAAGGGCCCGAGGGCGUCGCCACUGCGCGGCUCCAAUCUGCAGUCGCCCAUACCCGUGUCACCUGGCGGCGGCGGCGGCGGCGGCGGCUUUGGGGCCGCGGUGUCACUGCCGUCCAUUCCGCCGCCCAAGGCGGAGAAGGCCAAAGGCGGAGGGAAUGGGCGCGCCGGGCGGCGGUAGCUAGCUAGCAAGGGGCGGCGGCGUGCGCGCAUGUUUGUUGUUGCAUGGCGCAGGGUGGACGCAGUUUUAAGCGACUUGUGGAGCAGGGUGGAACAACGUGUGACUUUAUGUGAUCAGUUGUGUUUCAAACGUGGUGAUGGAAGUGAUUCAACCGCUGUGCUGUGAACAUAGCUCUGUGUGUAGUACACACGGUAUGCGUGUGGGGGGUUCGGAAGGACUGACGAAUGCAGCAGCAUGUUUACGUUUGCAUGUGCCCUGACACAAGCAACCAACCGCUUUCAUGUGAGCUUGUCGGAGGGUGCUUGUGGUGACAAACAACGUGAUCGCGCUCUCACGGCGGCAGCACAAUGCAUGGUUCGGAGCUCUAUCUGGUCGUGGGGGUUGUAGAUACCAUCCCAAACUAAACCGAACCCAAUCGGGUUGUGGGGUAUGUGCUUGAGGCUUGGAGCGAGGACUGUGACGUGCAGGCGAGCACGAGGCGCUGCCUGGUGGUGCUGGCGCGCGCGGGCGCGAGCAGGAAGUAGGAAGUAGGGUACAUGCGAAGGUGCGUGGUUGUGAAGCCGGGGGGAGGGGGGCUUGUACGGCGUGCCGGCACGUUCGGUCGUACGCCACAGGCCGCGCUGCAAUCACAGCCGCACUGCCGCAGCGCUGCGAUGCGGAAGCAGUGCUGGGGGGGGGGAGGCGGGAUGGCGCUCGGGUGCGUGGGCAGGGGAGCUGGUUGUAUAUGCUGGGAUAAGGGGGAAGGAUGAAUCCUGCACGGUUUGAAAGGACGGAAGUGCUGGCUGGGCGCUGGGACGUCGACCCGCCGCGCUUGGUCGUGUGUGUAUGAAGCCACGCAUGUUGACCCAUGCUCCCUACUCUUAG
Messenger RNA from Chlamydomonas reinhardtii, 7175 nucleotides. RefSeq lists its product as uncharacterized. Gene Ontology annotation, biological process: microtubule-based movement. The coding region runs from base 300 to 6311 and encodes 2003 amino acids. The record is from RefSeq and is a predicted model, not a curated record. Gene Ontology annotation, molecular function: microtubule motor activity; ATP binding; microtubule binding. The transcript has 23 exons. Lineage: Eukaryota; Viridiplantae; Chlorophyta; Chlorophyceae; Chlamydomonadales; Chlamydomonadaceae.